AUAUCGAUAGUUUUGAUGUAUUUUAUAAUAUUUUUCACGUUUCGCUGUUUAAUUUGACAAUGAUAACACUAUGCGAGUGUUCGAUUACAAUAUUAAUAGUUUAAUAAUAUAAUUAUUAUUUUCAUACCCGCUGGCCACCUUUCCUAGCAUAAUAAUUUAUUGUGCACAGUAGCUACGCGCACGAUGAUCCUUCACGACGGGAUGAUACUUAAUGAUGGCUCAUCGUACCAGCAAAAGAUGUUCGACAGAGCAGCUGUGCUAUUGCAAAAGUUUCCAUUCCGAUUUCUCAACAGAGUUUCCAGAGAGAAUGUCGAGCGGUCCGGCAACUCACGAAAAAUGGCGUUUUACUAUUCGAAACGUUUCCCAAACAUGUGUAUGAGCUCGUCGUUCUACGACGACAUUAUGAAUAUCGCAGAAAUGCACGUCAACUAUUAUCAAUCUCGUUGGUUUGAUUUUGGUGAACUAUAUUCAGAACCAUCUUUCAAUGAAUCUACAGUUCCUUGGACUAAUCGUCCAGUAUUACGACCAAUAAAUUCACAAAAUACAUUUGUUCAUAGUGUCAAUUACAAAUACAAUAACAAUCAGAGGGAGUUAACUAAUAGCCAUACUCUUAAAGUUCAAUUACCCAAUAAACUAGUCACUAUUCUAGUUCCAACACCUAGUUCUGUUGAAUCAUUUUCAGCAUCUAGUUCACCAUUAGAUUUUGAAGAGCCUAUUACACCUCUAAAAUUAAUGUCUAGAAAUAAUAAUGAUUUAAAAAAAUCACCUGAAGAAAAUAAUAAUAAAACACAUGUCAUAGAGGACAAUGAUACUAAAAAUGGCAGCAUUGACUCGGAUAGUUCUAAAUCAGAUACUACUAUUGAUGAAAAGACUGUAUCGUAUGCGGAAAUCAUAAAAUAUUCUAAACCUACAAAACCUAAACAAUCUGAAAAACCUGAGUAUAAUAUUAUUGAAGAAUCUAAAAAAGAAUCUAUUAAAUCUAAUAGAAUUCCACCAUCUAAAAAAAUUUCAAUUAAGCUGCCCGAUGCUCCGUUUUUACCAAAUAAUCAACAUUGUGCAUUUUGUAAAAAUAAUGGUGAAGAAGAAUCAGUUUAUAGAACACAUUUUGUUAAAGAUGAAUUAGGGAAUGUGAAGUGUCCGUUUUUAUCAAGGUACACGUGUCCACAUUGUAAGGCAACUGGGACUAAAGCACAUACUAUAAGUAGAUGUCCAUUAAGUAAUAAAAAUAGAAUUAAUAAAUUCAAUAAACAACAGUGAUAA
This is a messenger RNA of Melanaphis sacchari, 1260 nucleotides long. RefSeq lists its product as uncharacterized. NCBI's taxonomy places the organism in Eukaryota, Metazoa, Arthropoda, Insecta, Hemiptera, Aphididae. The coding region runs from base 184 to 1257 and encodes 357 amino acids. Gene Ontology annotation, cellular component: perinuclear region of cytoplasm. Gene Ontology annotation, molecular function: zinc ion binding; mRNA binding. The transcript has 2 exons. The record is from RefSeq and is a predicted model, not a curated record. Gene Ontology annotation, biological process: oogenesis; negative regulation of translation.